Molecule: messenger RNA, 8328 nt
Organism: Xenopus laevis (African clawed frog)
Lineage: Eukaryota; Metazoa; Chordata; Amphibia; Anura; Pipidae
Gene: cacna1d.L
Product: calcium channel, voltage-dependent, L type, alpha 1D subunit L homeolog
Exons: 49
Coding region: 244-6675 (2143 amino acids)
Source: RefSeq, a predicted model, not a curated record
GCUCCCUGCAGCCCUGCCCUUCUGUUCUAGCACAUUGAGUUAAUCCCCGGGCCCGCCUCCCAUAGCUUUAACCUGUUGGUGUUCGAGUAGCAGGAUGUGAGAGGGAUGCCGGCCGGAGCUUGCGGGGUUCUCCCGGUGCCUGAGUGAGAUGGGGGUGGAUAGGGGUUCGGCCGGGAGGCUUCUGGAGUCUGUUCGCUGCUAAAACUCUGCCCAGGCUCUGCUCAUGUGCCCGGGGCUUCCAGGAUGGAGGAGCGUCUGAGAGAUUCAAACUAUGCAAGUGGCACCCGGAUUCCACUCUCGCUUGAUGGGUCGGCUUCACAGUCGAAAGGUCCAUCACUUUCCAAACCGACAGUUUUAUCUUGGCAAGCUGCCAUCGAUGCUGCAAGACAAGCCAAGGCUGCCCAAAGUAUGAGCACCACUGAACCCUUGCCAGUCGGAUCCCUAUCCCAGAAAAAACGGCAGCAAUAUGCGAAGAGCAAAAAACAAGGAGGAAGCUCCACCAACAACAGACCAACCCGUGCCCUAUUCUGCCUGUCUCUCAAUAACCCCAUACGGAGAGCCUGCAUCAGCAUAGUGGAAUGGAAACCAUUUGACAUAUUUAUACUAGUGGCUAUUUUUGCCAAUUGUGUGGCCUUAGCUGUUUAUAUUCCAUUUCCUGAAGAUGAUUCCAAUUCAACAAACCACAACCUGGAAACAGUAGAAUAUGCCUUCCUCAUUGUCUUUACAAUCGAAACCUUUUUGAAGAUCGUGGCGUACGGAUUAGUGAUGCACCCCAACGCGUAUGUGCGCAACGGGUGGAACCUGCUGGAUUUUGUCAUCGUGAUCGUGGGAUUGUUUAGUGUAGCGCUGGAACAACUAACAACCAAAGAAGCGGAAGGAGAAAACCAUUCAAGUGGCAAAUCGGGGGGCUUCGAUGUCAAGGCCCUGCGAGCCUUCCGUGUGCUGCGACCCCUUCGUUUGGUCUCCGGUGUCCCCAGUUUACAGGUGGUGUUGAACUCUAUUAUUAAAGCCAUGGUCCCGCUCCUUCACAUCGCCCUCCUGGUCUUAUUCGUUAUCAUCAUUUACGCCAUUAUUGGCCUCGAGCUUUUUGUGGGAAAAAUGCACAAGUCCUGUUAUUUCAUUGGCACUGAUUUACUCUCUGAAGAAGAGUCAGCACCAUGUGCGUUCUCAGGGAAUGGCCGCGUGUGUCCAGUUAAUGUUUCUGAAUGUCGGACUGGAUGGGCCGGACCUAACGGGGGAAUCACCAACUUCGACAACUUUGCCUUUGCCAUGCUGACCGUGUUCCAGUGUAUCACUAUGGAGGGAUGGACAGAUGUGCUCUACUGGGUUAAUGACGCCAUAGGAUGUGAAUGGCCAUGGGUCUAUUUUGUUAGUCUUAUUAUCCUGGGCUCAUUUUUCGUUCUUAACCUCGUUCUUGGUGUACUUAGUGGAGAAUUCUCCAAGGAGAGGGAGAAAGCCAAAGCCAGAGGCGACUUCCAAAAACUCCGUGAGAAGCAGCAACUGGAAGAGGAUCUCAAGGGUUAUCUGGACUGGAUCACUCAAGCUGAAGAUAUCGACCCCGAGAAUGAGGAAGAGGGGGAUGAGGAGGUCAAACGCAACACGAGUAUGCCAACCAGCGAGACUGAAUCUGUCAACACAGAAAAUGUUGCCGGCGAGGGGGAGAACGCCGGUUGCUGCGGCAGCAUGUGUCAGUCGGUUUCCAAGUCCAAGUGCAGUCGGCGCUGGCGUCGAUGGAACCGAUUCAACCGCAGAAGAUGCAGAGCCGCCGUGAAGUCGGUCACAUUUUAUUGGCUUGUUAUUAUUCUGGUCUUUCUGAACACGCUGACCAUCUCGUCUGAGCAUUAUAACCAACCCGAUUGGCUGACGCAGAUCCAAGACAUAGCGAACAAGGUGCUGCUGGCGUGUUUCACCUGCGAGAUGUUGGUGAAGAUGUACAGCCUUGGCCUCCAGGCCUACUUUGUCUCCCUGUUUAAUCGCUUCGACUGCUUUGUGGUGUGCGGGGGGAUCACAGAGACCAUCCUGGUGGAGCUGGAGAUCAUGUCGCCCCUGGGGAUCUCAGUGUUUCGCUGCGUUCGACUGCUUAGGAUCUUUAAAGUGACCAGGCACUGGGCUUCCCUCAGCAACCUCGUGGCCUCACUGUUAAACUCCAUGAAAUCCAUCGCUUCCUUACUGCUCCUGCUCUUCCUCUUCAUCAUCAUCUUCUCGCUGCUCGGAAUGCAACUUUUUGGGGGCAAGUUUAAUUUUGAUGAAACACAGACCAAGAGAAGCACAUUCGAUAAUUUCCCCCAGGCCCUUCUCACAGUGUUCCAGAUCCUGACAGGUGAGGACUGGAACGCAGUUAUGUACGAUGGCAUCAUGGCGUACGGAGGGCCCUCGUCAUCAGGAAUGAUUGUCUGCGUCUAUUUCAUCAUACUCUUUAUUUGCGGGAACUAUAUCUUGUUAAAUGUCUUCUUGGCCAUCGCUGUGGAUAAUUUGGCAGAUGCAGAAAGUCUGAACACUGCGCAGAAGGAGGCGGCCGAGGAGAAGGAGAAAAAGAAAAGUGCAAGGAAAGAAAGUCUGGGGAACAAAGAUGAGAAAUCAGAAAAUGAUCAGAAAAAAACAGCAGAUUCAAAGGUUUCUGUUGAUGAGGAAAAUGAAGAGGAAACUGAGUGUCACAUGCCGGAUGAGGAAGAUGAACCAGAACUACCCAGUGGCCCUCGUCCUCGGCGCAUGUCUGAGCUGAAACAGGAGAAGAUCACCCCAAUUCCAGAAGGGAGCGCCUUCUUCAUCUUCAGCAACACCAACCCGAUCCGGGUGGGGUGCCACAAGCUCAUCAACCAUCACAUCUUCACCAACCUGAUUUUAGUUUUCAUCAUGCUGAGCAGCGUGUCCCUGGCAGCCGAGGAUCCCAUUAGCAGUCACUCCUUUAGGAACAUAAUUCUUGGUUACUUUGACUAUGCUUUCACAGGCAUCUUUACCGUUGAAAUCUUCCUGAAGAUGAUGACAUUCGGGGCAUUUCUCCACAAAGGCUCUUUCUGCCGAAAUUACUUUAAUUUGCUGGACUUGCUGGUCGUGGGGGUUUCCCUGGUGUCCUUUGGUAUCCAAUCCAGCGCCAUUUCCGUGGUGAAGAUUCUGCGUGUCCUGCGAGUGCUCAGACCCCUGAGAGCCAUCAAUAGAGCCAAAGGCCUCAAGCACGUAGUUCAGUGUGUGUUUGUCGCUAUCCGGACAAUCGGGAAUAUCAUGAUCGUCACCACAUUGCUGCAGUUUAUGUUUGCCUGUAUUGGAGUGCAGUUGUUUAAGGGGAAGUUUUAUCGCUGUUCAGAUGAAGCAAAACAGACGCCAGUGGAGUGCAAGGGAAAAUACAUUAUUUACAAGGACGGAGACGUUAACAACCCGGCCAUCCGAGAGCGAGCGUGGCACAACAGCGACUUCAACUUCGACAACGUGCUCUCCGCCAUGAUGGCUCUCUUUACCGUUUCCACCUUUGAAGGAUGGCCGGCGCUCCUCUAUAAAGCCAUCGACUCCAACGGGGAAAAUGUGGGUCCCAUCUACAACAACAGAGUGGAGAUCUCCAUCUUCUUCAUCAUCUACAUCAUCAUCGUUGCCUUCUUCAUGAUGAACAUCUUCGUGGGUUUUGUCAUCGUCACAUUUCAGGAACAGGGAGAAAAGGAGUAUAAGAACUGUGAGCUGGAUAAAAACCAGCGUCAGUGUGUAGAAUACGCUUUAAAAGCUCGACCUUUGCGGAGAUACAUCCCAAAAAACCCUUAUCAGUAUAAAUUCUGGUAUGUGGUCAACUCGACUGGCUUUGAAUACAUCAUGUUCGUUCUUAUUAUGCUCAACACCCUGUGCUUGGCUAUGCAGCAUUACGGACAGUCGGACAUAUUUAAUGAUGUUAUGGAUGUGAUGAACAUGGUCUUCACGGCUGUAUUUACUGUAGAAAUGGUUUUGAAACUCAUUGCUUUCAAACCUAAGCACUAUUUCACUGAUGCAUGGAACACUUUUGAUGCCUUAAUUGUUGUGGGUAGCGUUGUUGAUAUUGCCAUUACAGAAGUUAACGCACCAGAAAUUGACCCAACUGGGCCACCAACGGUAGAGCCAACUGAACUGUCCCCGACUGGGGAUCCAGCGAGCUCGGAAGACAGCGCCAGGAUCUCCAUCACAUUUUUCCGACUGUUCCGCGUGAUGCGAUUGGUCAAAUUGCUGAGUCGGGGCGAAGGGAUCCGGACCUUGUUAUGGACCUUCAUAAAGUCAUUUCAGGCGCUGCCAUACGUCGCAUUACUCAUCGCAAUGCUCUUCUUUAUCUACGCAGUGAUCGGCAUGCAGGUUUUUGGAAAGAUCGCAAUGCGGGACAACACCCAAAUCAACAGGAACAACAACUUCCAGACUUUCUUUCAGGCAGUUUUACUUUUAUUCAGGUGUGCGACGGGGGAGGCCUGGCAGGACAUCAUGUUGGCGUGUUUGCCCGGGAAACUCUGUGACUCCGAUUCCGACUAUAACCCGGGCGAGGAGAACACGUGCGGCAGUUACUUUGCGAUUCCCUAUUUCAUCACAUUCUACAUGCUCUGCGCCUUCCUGAUCAUCAACCUUUUUGUUGCGGUUAUUAUGGACAACUUUGAUUACCUGACACGGGAUUGGUCGAUACUGGGGCCCCAUCACUUGGACGAGUUUAAAAGGAUUUGGUCGGAGUACGACCCGGAAGCCAAGGGGCGGAUAAAACACCUUGAUGUGGUCACUUUACUAAGGCGCAUUCAGCCUCCAUUAGGGUUCGGCAAAUUAUGUCCCCACAGAGUGGCAUGUAAGCGCCUGGUUGCUAUGAACAUGCCUCUGAAUAGCGACGGCACAGUGAUGUUCAACGCUACUCUCUUUGCUUUGGUCAGAACCGCCCUGAAGAUCAAAACCGAAGGCAACCUGGAGCAGGCCAAUGAGGAGCUCCGGGCUGUGAUUAAGAAGAUCUGGAAGAAGACGAGUAUGAAGCUUUUGGACCAAGUUGUCCCUCCUGCAGGCGAUGAUGAGGUAACCGUGGGGAAGUUCUAUGCCACCUUCCUGAUACAGGACUACUUUAGGAAAUUCAAGAAGCGCAAAGAACAAGGAUUGGUGGGCAAAUACCCAGGGAAGAACACCACAGUAGCGUUACAGGCCGGACUGAGAACUCUACAUGAUAUUGGACCUGAAAUCCGCCGAGCAAUCUCAUGUGACCUCCAGGAUGAGGAGCCGGAGCAGAACAAUCACUUGGAGGAAGAGGAAGAUAUAUACAGAAGAAACGGGGGGCUGUUUGGAAACCACGUCAAUCACAUGACCUCCGACAGAAGCGACUCCUCCCAGCAGACCAACACCACCCGGCGGCCGCUCCAUGUCCAGAGACCCUCCGACCAUUCCACGAGUGAUACGGACAAGUCCAAUUACUCACAUACCGGCAAUUCUGUGCAACACAACUACCACAAGCACCCGGGGAAAGUCGUGUCCAACUCCACCAAUGCCAAUCUCAACAAUGCCAACGUCUCCAAACCCCCCAAUGGCAAGAACUCCGGCCUCUCCACCCACCAGCACCCGUCUGAGAAUGGCGGCUACUCCCACCCCGGGAACGACCACGAAAAAAACAGGAAAUCGAGUAUUAAAAGGACUCGCUAUUAUGAAUCUCAUAUUAGGUCUGAGUCCGGAGAGAGGAACGUGCCAGUUAUCUUCCGUGAAGAUCCCGACUUUCCAGACUACGGAGAAGACCCGUACAUGGAUGAAGCGGAAUAUUACAGCGGGGAUGAGUAUUAUGAGGAGGACAGAAUGCUGUCGGGGAACAGGCAAAUGUAUGAGGAGCCGGCGCUGUACCAGGCGAAUGAUCUGGACCACGAGAGACCCCAGGGAUAUCACCACCCGCAUAGUUGUUUUGAAGAGGAAGAUUCCCAGAUAUACUACGAAUCCCGACGAUCACCAAGGAGACGGCUACUCCCCGCGACCCCUCCAUCAAACAGAAGAUCGUCCUUUAAUUUCGAAUGUCUGCGCCGACAGAGCAGCCAAGAUGAAGUCCCGAUGUCUCCGCCGUUGCACCAACGCACUGCUUUGCCCUUACACCUGAUGCAGCAACAGAUCAUGGCAGUGGCAGGUUUAGAUUCCAGCAAAGCCCAGAAGCAUUCUCCGUGUCGCUCUACAAGAUCAUGGGCCACGCCCCCAGGCACCCCAAACAACAGGGACCGCACCCCUUUCUACACCCCCCUCAUCCGCGUCGACCGAGCUGAAUCCAAGGAGCAGAUGAACGGCAGCCUCCCCUCCCUGCAGAGAAGCUCCUGGUACACGGACGAUAGUGACGCCUCAUACCGGACAUUUGCCCCCUCCAGUCUGACCGUGCCCAGCGACGGCCACAACAAACUCGGCGACAAGCAGAGAAGCGCAGACAGUCUCGUAGAAGCGGUUCUUAUUUCCGAAGGCCUAGGACGUUACGCCAAGGACCCCAAGUUUGUAUCGGCCACAAAACAUGAGAUCGCAGACGCUUGUGACAUGACUAUCGACGAGAUGGAAAGCGCAGCGAGCAACCUCCUCAACGGCAGCAUCCGCAACGGGUCAGCAGGGGGCGAAAUGUUUCCUAUACUAAGCAGGACAGACUAUGAACUUCAGGAAUAUGGGCCGGGCUACAGUGAUGAAGAGCCAGAACCUAGUAGAUAUGAAGAAGACUUAGCCGAUGAGAUGAUCUGUAUCACAACGUUAUAGUAUUGACUGAAAUGGUUUUGGGAUUGUUUCACUCCAGGAAGUGCCUGACAAUCAGCUGACGCUCGGCACUGAAGACUCCAUGUUGUCCCACCUGGAAGAAGCUGUUGGCUUGGUGAGGACACGGGGAUCAAAAGCACCAAUGGAAGGUCACCAGAUCCUCAUUCCAUCCUGGCUGUGAAUUUCAAGGCUUGAGGUUGGAAGGGAGUGAGGUGGGGUUUGAGGAUUGCGGCUGUACAAUAUACCCCAGGGAUGAAUGAAGCGGCAUGAGAAGGGAUCAGUGAAAUUUGGUGAUGACAAUCAAAAUGUUGUUACCACUGCCAUAAAUAUCAUAUCAGGAACCUCACCAAAUCCACUCAAGAGAGCGAGAGAGAGAGAGAGGUCUUGGGCACAUUGCAAUGCAACUGUUGAGUGUCGGGUGUUGGGGCGUCAGGAGGUCAGAGAGCGCAGGAAUGUUGGGUCUCCUCACCCAUAGGGCAGCUACUGUACACUUGCACCAUGAGCAAUCAAACCCCAUGGUGAAUCCUCGGCCUGGAACUGGGGUCUCCAACUGAUAUUGAGCAUCUACACUAGGAAUCAAAAGCUCCAUUCAGGAUGGUUCCUUCCGGGGAAUAUAUUACUAUAGCAACGAUACUAUUUGCAUAGUCUUCAUUGUCUUCUGCCGCUCAAAGAGUCUCCAUUAGGGCAAAUCUUUUAUAAAAAACACUGGAAUAACCGCACUUGGAACGGGUGAACUCUAUUAGUCGCUAAGGGCCGCCCUCGAUUCCUGUACAGACGACACUUUGUAUUUGUAAAGAGAUGUUCUAUAUUUUGUAAUCCACGUGUCGUUUCAGGGACCUUGAGCAAUAUUUAUGGGUUCUCAUGUCGUAUUGAGAAAAAAAAUUCAAAAAGAUUAUUUUUUUUGUUUAUUCUGGAAAUUCUAGGGGGUUGGGGGGGGGGGAACGUCCCGGGUUUCCGAUCAGAGGGAGGCGCGUCGCUAAAGAUUUUGUAAGAGAAAUAUUUUAUGUCUAAUGAUCUUUCCAGAUAUGCAAAUAUUACAGAUAAUGAUUAAUGAAUUAUUAACGAGUGCUUUUUUUUAUUUGCCAGUUAGCUGUGAAACUUUCUAAUUUUACCAAAAAAAUGAUUUUAUUGAAAUUCACUGAUUCACUGAUUUUUUUAAUUCUACGUUUUCCUGAAAAGUUAAAUAUAUAUAAGAAAUGUCAUGUUUCCUUCACUAGAGGAGCCGGUAUUUUUGCAUAUCUAACGGAGAUUUUACUUCUAACAUUCCAGUCGGGCGGUACAAACGUCCUUAUGUACGUAAGGUGCAACCGCCAUCCACCAGAGGUGUGCGCUAAUGGCCCUUGAGGUUUGGAUAAUUCGGAAAUAAUUAUUUGUUUUCCUAAAAGUUCAAUAAAAACAUAAAACCCAUCACUUCACUGAUAUGUUUAAGGGCUCGCACCCACAACAUGUCUUUAUGGAUCAAUAUGAUUGGUCAAAUAUCAUCUGUAAUAUUCAUUGGGGAGGGGCUCACGCUGCUGGUCCUAAAGACUUGAAAUGGGGCUGUAGCAAUUCUGCUUCUUCUGCUGCUCUGACAGGAUCCCCUGGAGACAGUAGGACAAGAUGGAGACAGCAGGGCAAGAAAGACACAGUGGGGCAAGAUGGAGACAGUAGGACAAG